This is a messenger RNA of Arachis ipaensis, 2380 nucleotides long. Its product is annotated as protein FANTASTIC FOUR 3. Lineage: Eukaryota; Viridiplantae; Streptophyta; Magnoliopsida; Fabales; Fabaceae. The record is from RefSeq and is a predicted model, not a curated record.
CAAAUUGCUUGUUAUGAUUCACUAUCUAGUUGUUGGGGACCCUCUAUCCACAACCACAAGGUAGGUUCACCGUUGCUGAACUAUAUAUAUAUAUACCAUCCACUUUUCACUACUCAAUCCUCAUUCAUUUUUCUUCACUUCACUGAAACUCAUACCACUUCCUCUGUUUUCCCCUGUUUUCUUUUUUUUUUCACCAUUAUUUUAAAAAAGAGAAAAAGAAUGUCAUCGUUAAGCGUGUGUCAAGGGUUACAAUCAUGUCUUGAACCCCGUGUGAUUGAGCCACGUGUCAUUAGGCUGAAAUUGGCUCCACCAGGUUCCAAAAUUGCUCCUCCACCCUCGGAAUCCGAGUCCCACCAACAAGAACAACCUGAUGAGAAAAAGGACAUGGCUGCUGGCAGUGGUGACUGGAGUUUCCUUCAAGCACUCUCACACCACCCUACUUCUCAAUGUAAUGAUCAUAAUAACGAUGACAAAGUUUAUGUUCAUCCAACAGUUAAACGCUCCUCUUCAAUGCUCAGUGCUAAGAGCUUAGAAAUGUGCACUGAAAGCCUCGGAAGCGAAACAGGUAGCGAUCAAAAUUCUCUCUUCAUCUCUGAGAUUCACGAGACUCAUCAGAGUAGUAACACAACUUUGAUAAAGCAUAGAAAGAGAUCGCCUCACGGCCGCGGGGCUCGAAGCUUUCCACCGCCUCUUACUUCCAUCACUCAUCUAAUGCCUCACCGCCAUGACGGCAGGCUCGUCUUGGAAGCCGUCGCCGUCGCUUCUCCUCCUCCGGAGAGUGGCGCUUACUUUCACGCUGAACGCAGCCAUGGCAGGCUCAGGCUUCGGCUUUCCCUCCCCGAGGAGAGUGAAAGCGAAGAGGAAAAAGAUAAAGACGACAAAGAUGAAGAAGAAGAUGAAGAAGAGUCUGUAGAGAAUAGUGUGGAGGAGGGAGUAGUGAGAAAGUUUGGGAGAGGCAUGAGUAAUGGCGGCAGGUGCAAGGAAGGCGGGAAUCCAAACUUUUUUGGUGCUGAUUCCUUCUUUGAUCUCAUCAGGACAAGUAUAGUAUAGUAUAGUACAAUAAUAUUAUUUCUAUUCUCUCAUCUAUCUUAGGAUUGGUUAGCUCCUUCAUUUUUUUCUGAAUCUUCUAAUUGGUAGUUAUUAUAGUUAUUAGUUACUGUUAGUUCCUGUUGCUCUUGCUCACUAUCGUCCUUCUAUAUCUAUGUAUUAUAAAUUGCUUCCUUUCAUAACUAUAAAAACUUUGAUUUGCUAAUGCCAACACAUACAUACACUAGACAUUAAAACAAGGAUAUUUAAUUUCUGAGUAAAUAAAUAAAAUAAAAGUUUUAGUUGUUCAAAAUAGUAGUAGAGCCAGCUAGCUAGCACUAAAACGCAAUUAUAACUAAGUAACUAACUACCUUGAAGAAUGAAAUUAAAUAUGAGUAGUUGUGUAUAUAGUAUCAGCAAUAACAUGAAAGAUAAGUGAUGAAUCAUCACUACUCACGCGUUUGAUGUUUGGAACGGAUGAAAUGAAAUGAUGUAUUCCUUCCUUCAUUCCUUGCUUCCCCUACAUCAAUGUCAGUUAACAACAUGGGUGGUGGUGGGCUUGGAAUCUAGCAAGCUAGCUCAUCAUGGGGAUCUUCUAGCUAUCAAAGUGCAUGGCUACUUAAUGUGGUAAUAAAUCAAAACGGGGGUCACUUGAAAAAAGUAGAAUUGUUACACGUACACUCAUGCAUCAUCAUCCAAUAGAAAUCAAACCUAAAAGUCUAAAACCCCAAGUUGUGGUGUUUGUGUACGGACACAGUACCAAGCAAUGCCCAGUAACUAUCAAAAAGGAGAAUAGGGUCCCCAAAAAACACUGUAACAUGGACUCAUUUCAUCACCUAGGUAUCACCCAUGUGCUUCCCCUUAUCCACCAAUCAUGUUACCAACACACACAUCGCAAAUUGGAAAAAAAUAUUAUCUAUCAUGACCCUACUACUCCCUUCCCUUUAUUAAAGAAUGGUAUAUUCUUCUAUCACAUCCUAUGGUGUCACCUUUUAUAAUUUGAAUUUAAUUUUCAAUCAAAAGCUCUCUUCAACUACAUGAUUGGUAAUUAAGAAGUUGGGUGUGGGAUUCUUUAAGAGAGGGAGGAAUCGAAGGCAGUGACAAAUCGUGGAGUGUGGCCAACCAGAAGUUAACUAAAUUUGUUGAGAGGGAAGAAACUACUAUAUAAGCAAUGACAGUGAAACGAAACUUUCAACCAUUCACAUGCAUGCAAGAGGUUUUUGGUCCCUAACAUCAUGUGCUUUUUGGAACCUUAGUUGUAAGGUAUAUAGCCUCUUUAUUAGGCACAUAUUCUCUCACCAUAUCAUUUCACGGUAAGAAAAAUCUUCCCGAGCAAAUCAGCAUGUCCCUUAAU